Messenger RNA from Plasmopara halstedii, 624 nucleotides. Its product is annotated as annexin family. Bases 1 to 624 code for a protein of 207 amino acids. The transcript has a single exon. The record is from RefSeq and is a predicted model, not a curated record. Gene Ontology annotation, cellular component: cytoplasm. Gene Ontology annotation, molecular function: calcium ion binding; calcium-dependent phospholipid binding. Lineage: Eukaryota; Oomycota; Peronosporomycetes; Peronosporales; Peronosporaceae.
AUGGCACGCUCAAAUGCUGAGAUCACGGUUUUGAAGAAGACCUUUAGUGAAAAGUACGGCAAAGAUCUUGUGAAAUGUCUGAGUGCCGAUCUCAGUGGUGGCUUGAAAAAAAUGAUCAUUGCAGCGCUGAAGGGAAGCGUCCCUUCUUUUGAUCCUACUGUGUUCACAAAUGAAAAAGCUGUCACGGACGCCGAUUUGUUAUUCAAGGCCGGAGAAGGGAAGUGGGGCACUGACAGAGAAACCUUUAUUCGUGUGGUUUUCUCUAGUCCUUAUGAGCACCUGCGCAACAUUGAUAUCGCUUACUCAAGGAAAUACAAAAAGUCGAACAUCGUCAAGGCUAUCAAAGCUGAGUUCAAGGGCGACGCCCAGAGGGCAUUGCUAUUUCACGUUCGGAUGGUAUUUGAGCCUUUUGAGCUUUUGGCCGAACUUUUCGAAAGCACAAUGAAGGGCCUGGGCACGGACGAGUACGGACUUAGUGCUGCAGUGGUGCGAUAUCAAACCAUUAUCCCUGAUAUCAAGGUCGCGUACAAUAAGUUAUAUGGAAGGAACCUGAGUGAUCGCAUUCGCGGCGAUACCAGUGGCGAGUACCGCGAUUUGCUGCUCGCGAUUGUUGACCGCCGUUAG